This is a messenger RNA of Hyaena hyaena (striped hyena), 737 nucleotides long. It is a transcript of the gene CCL5, whose product is annotated as C-C motif chemokine ligand 5. Gene Ontology annotation, biological process: cellular response to type II interferon; positive regulation of T cell chemotaxis; monocyte chemotaxis. The record is from RefSeq and is a predicted model, not a curated record. Bases 50 to 325 code for a protein of 91 amino acids. Gene Ontology annotation, molecular function: chemokine activity; CCR chemokine receptor binding. The transcript has 3 exons. NCBI's taxonomy places the organism in Eukaryota, Metazoa, Chordata, Mammalia, Carnivora, Hyaenidae. Gene Ontology annotation, cellular component: extracellular region.
GAUUCUGAGACAGCAAGUGGAUCUCCCACAGCCUCCACCCACAGGUACCAUGAAGGUCUCCGCAGCUCCCUUUGCAGUCCUCCUCGCUGCUGCCGCCUUCUGUGCUCCUGCCUCUGCCUCUCCAUAUGCCUCGGACACCACCCCCUGCUGCUUUGCCUACCUCUCCCACCCACUUCCCCUCAGGCACCUCCAGGAGUAUUUCUACACCAGCAGCAAGUGCUCCAUGCCAGCAGUCGUCUUUGUCACCCGAAGGAAGCGCCAGGUGUGUGCCAACCCACAGAAGAAAUGGGUGCGGGACCACAUCAACUCUCUGGAGAUGAACUAGGAUGGAGGGCGCCUCGAACCUGAACUUGUGCAGUUUCCUGCUGCUUCUUCCUCAUGUCCUAACCAGCAUGGGAGACUCCCCACCAAUGCCCUACUCCCACUCCCUCCUGGGAGGGUGAAGAUUCUACCACCAAUCAGCAGUUAUAAAAGCCUCCUCCAUCUAAAGCUUCCAAGAGCUCCUAAGGCUCUGCCUUAUAUACAGAAAGUCUCUUGGCUCUGAGCUUCAGGCCCCUCAGCUUGGCUGCAGCUCUGCCAUCAGAAAGGAAGUUAGCACGUCUCUGGAGGUGAAGAUGGGAGGAAGACUGGGCUUCCUGUGGCCAAAGCUAGCUCCCCUUUCAGUCCUUCACUGUGAAGGGCUGACUGGCAAAUGUGAGAAAUCAGCUUUCCAUUAAAAUUCUCAGUGCAGUUACCAA